Molecule: messenger RNA, 665 nt
Organism: Dufourea novaeangliae
Lineage: Eukaryota; Metazoa; Arthropoda; Insecta; Hymenoptera; Halictidae
Product: mediator of RNA polymerase II transcription subunit 29
Exons: 2
Coding region: 90-665 (191 amino acids)
Biological process (GO): regulation of transcription by RNA polymerase II
Cellular component (GO): mediator complex
Molecular function (GO): transcription coregulator activity; transcription factor binding
Source: RefSeq, a predicted model, not a curated record
GUCGAAAUCAAAACAUAUCGAAUGCAGUGAAAUGUUUUACGUAUUCUGCAGUUAAUUUAUAAGAAAAUAGUUAUAUUUUUAGGUUCAUAAUGAAUAUUCCUCCUAUUCAACAACCAGGAGCUAUUGGGGUAGGACAAAUGACUCAGCCUGUAAAUCCUCAAAUUCCCCAAAAUCCGCAGCAAGCACAACCGCAACAGGUUCAACAGCAACAACAACAGCAACAGCAACAACAAACACAAGAGAAACUUGACAACAUUUCUAAAGUGAAAUCAUUAAUUGGGCCUCUGCGAGAUUCACUAGCUAUAGCUCUUAAAACUGCAGCUCAUACAUUGCAUCAAAAUAGUUUGGUGGAUGUUGGAUCCCUUAAGGGUAUCGAUCAACCUGACCACCGUUUCAAUAAGAAUAUGGAAGAAUUUUAUUCUAUCUGUGAUCAAAUAGAAUUACAUUUAAAGACUUCUAUAGAAUGUUUGUCACAGAAUUCUAGUUCCGCGCGAUAUCUACCAGUAUCUGUUAUACCAACACGCACUGAUACUGUUGGAGCACAAGAGGGACCAGCCUUAACAUAUCCUCAGUUCUUAAUGACAGUGAGGGCACAAGUUGCAUAUGCUCGUGAAGUACAUGAUACUUUAAUAUCUGCAGCACAUACAAUAGCAUCUGGUGAAUAA